Molecule: messenger RNA, 1133 nt
Organism: Drosophila subobscura
Lineage: Eukaryota; Metazoa; Arthropoda; Insecta; Diptera; Drosophilidae
Product: tyrosine-protein kinase RYK-like
Source: RefSeq, a predicted model, not a curated record
AGUGGAGCUGUUGAAGUGACGGGCACAUGGCCCAACAAUUUAUUAGCUCCUCUCUGCACCCACUAGGCCAUCCUGCUCCACUGCAACAGCCACUGCAUCCUCCGCAACUCGCUAUGGCCAGCUACAGGGAACGCCAACAUCCGCUGCCGCUGCCGCUGCUGCUCCUGUGCCUCUCGCUGGCCACUUGGGGCGCCUUUGGCUAUCUGAACAUUUUCAUCAGCCACCACGAGGUGAUGAAACUGAUGGGACUCGAGGCGGAUCUGUUCUACGUGCACGAGGGAUCCAUUAACACAUACGCGAUGCACUUCACCGUCCCGGUGCCCGCGGACGUGCACGAGCUGGAGUUCUCCUGGCAGAGCCUCAUCGCCUAUCCGCUGCCCUACGCCAUCAGCAUCGAGUACGCCAACGACCAGGACGCCCUGGGCACCCCAACACUCAGCAUCCCCCACAAGGGCCUGGUGCCGCAGGAGAUCGAGUCCUUCCUGGUGUACCUGCCAUGCACGGGCAACGCCAGCCUCCAGCUGCCCGUCAACGUCAACAUGGUGGUGCGAGGACCCCCGCGCUUCAACGACACCAGGCUCCACUUCAAGCGCAACAAGAUCUGUGCCAAGGGCAUCUCACCCGAACCGAACCAAUCGCCAGCCCCCGCCCACGCCCCCUCCCAGGGCCCUGCCCUGCUGAGUGCCGCAGCCUGUGCUCUCGGCCUGGUCCUGGCCGUGGGCCUCGUGGCCAGCAUGAUGUAUUUGCGGGCUCGCAAGCAGCUUCGCCAGGACUCGCUGCAUACAAGCUUCACCACCGCGGCCUAUGGCAGCCACCAGAACGUGUUCAUCCGCCUCGACCCGCUCGGACGGCCACCGAGUGCCACUGGCUCCUACGCGACCAUCGCCAGCCUCAACAAGUACCCCGGGGAGACGAAGAAGUCGUGCAGCAUAUUCGACCGUUUCCGCAGCUCCCCCGUUCCGACGCCCUACGCCACCGCACUGCUCCCGAUGGGGGACCAGACGCAGACCGGAGAAACAAUCUACUCGAAGCCAGAGUCGAUCUGUCCCUCGAGGAUAUCCUACUACGCCUCCUCGCAGCUGACCCAGCCGCAGGAGAGACAAUCGGAUGCCCCGCUGGACGAGCACGAGUAG